Prorocentrum cordatum is the source of this 1443-nucleotide messenger RNA. Lineage: Eukaryota; Dinophyceae; Prorocentrales; Prorocentraceae. The record is from the annotation of a GenBank genome assembly.
AUGGGCCGCACCGUCCUGACGUCGGAGAUCGUGCCGCUCGGCCGGUAUCUCCGCGGCGCUGGGAGCUCUCCCGACGCUACCCUGGCAUCGGCCUCGGCGGCCCCUGGCAUCCAGUGCCGGAGCGCUGGAGGCGGCGGGGGCGCGCCCUCCGCGCCCCGCGUGGUGCUGCUGCGGGAGCACCGCCUCGAGGAUGAGAAGGAGCCGCGCCUGGUGGACUCGGCUCGGAGGUGGGCUUCGAAGGGGGGCCUGAACUCUGUCUUCGGCCAGGCGGAGUCCAGGGGCGGCGAGGCGAACGAGUCGUCCAGUGGGGUUGCAGUGCUCAGCCCCCUGCCGCUUCUGGAUGGUUUUGCGGCGCUGCAGGACGCCUUGCCUCGUGGCCGCUGCCAGGUCGGAGUGGUGAACACCGGGUUGGGUGUACCGCUGCACUGCAUCAGCAUCUACCUCACCACGAAGGUCGGGCUGGCGGAGCCGAACCUCUCCCACCUAGAGCGGCUCCUGGUCCAGGAGUGGGCCCGUCUAGUCCAUGGCGUGGUGGUGGCUCCUGACAGCCCAACAUUCGGGGAGAAGGUCCUGGACUUCUUCGUGGUGUCGCGCGUGCUGGGGAAUUUCGUGCGCAACGUCGACGUGGUCGAAGUGACAGCCAUUCGCGCGCACGCGCCAGUGCGGUUGCGGCUUCACGGACUCCACGCGGAAGCCAAGGUCAGGAGAGCCGUGCUCCCCGUGGCCUAUCCCAUCGUGCUGCCGCCGCCCACGCGCGCCGCCCCUCAGGAGGUCGGCGACGGAGCGUGGCCCUGGGAAGCCGGCGGCCUCCCUGGAGACCUGCACGUUGCGACGCAGGCAUGGUUCAAGAGGGCCGAGGAGUAUUUGUCCUGCUUGCACGGCUGCGGAGGCCGCAGGGAGGGACGCUGUCUGGGCCUCCGAGAGCAGCGAGUCCCCUUCGCCACGGAGUGGCAGAGCCAGCUGAAGGCGCGGACCUCGGCAGAGUACCGCUGCUUGGCUGGGCUGCUUGCGGCCAGCCAGCGGGCCGCCUCCCUCCAGGCUGUGAUGCGCAGCAAGGGGUGGCUGAGGUACUCCGCGCUCAACCAGCAGCUGCAGGUCAUCACCGCGUUCGCGGUCGAAGGCGGCUGGUGGCCGCAGUCGGGCGUGUUGGCCAACAUGUCGGUGGACAAGCUGCUGAAGGUGCUCGGCAGCGACUCGGCCUCCGCCUCGCCGUACCUCCUUCAGGCGUCCGCAUACGUGCGUACCGCCCAAGUGCGCCCCGCGGUCAUCGAGACGCUCGACGACGACUCGGGCUUGGUCCUCCCGCUCGGCGGGGACGCAGCAAUGGAGUUCCUCAUGCGGCAGUGGGAGCCGCUGUGGGUCAACCCAGACCGCGCCGACGAAGUCCACCCGCGGGAGUGGACGGGCCGGGAGUCCCACGCUUCUAGCUUGCCGCGGUUGCAG